AUUAGAGGAGGAGAAGAAGAAGAAGAAGAAGAAGAAGAAGACGAUGAUUACGUAUCCGUUACCCAUCGGCCCCUGUGGUGUUUGGUUGAUGGUUGUUUGUGCGGCUACAAAGAGCAUUUAGGGUGAAUCCAUUCCUGGUGUGGUAAUCCAGUCGUCACUAUGGGUGAAAGAAAAGGAACAAACAAAUACUACCCUCCAGAUUUUGAUCCAGCCAAGCAUGGAUCCCUCAAUGGCUACCACAAAACUCACGCUCUGCGUGAGAGGGCCAGGAAGCUGUCCCAGGGCAUCCUCAUCAUCAGGUUUGAGAUGCCCUACAACAUCUGGUGCGAUGGCUGCAAGAAUCACAUCGGCAUGGGCGUCCGCUACAAUGCUGAGAAGAAGAAAGUGGGGACCUACUACACCACGCCAAUCUACAGGUUUAGGAUGAAGUGCCAUCUGUGUGUCAACUACAUCGAGAUGCAGACGGACCCGGCGACCUGCGACUAUGUAAUAGUCAGCGGGGCAAACAGGAAGGAGGAGCGCUGGGACAUGGCUGACAACGAGCAGAUCCUCACCACAGAGCGAGCAGAGAAGGAGAAACUGGAGACGGACGCCAUGUUCAAACUGGACCACGGUGGGAAAGACAAGGAGAAGCUGAAGAAGGCUCUGCCUUCUCUGUCGGAGAUCCAAGACUACCAGUCCUGCAAGAAGGACGACUUCCAGCUCAACAGCUCCCUCCGCAGGAAGUUCAGGACGGAGAAGAAAGUUCUGGCUGAGCAGGAGGAGAAGGACAACACGGUGAGGAUGAGGACCAACCUGUCCAUCCCGCUGCUGCCAGAGAAGGAGGAGGACAAGAAACUGGCCGCCCUGCUCACCUACCAGGCACCGGACUCCUACGAGGACAAGCAACACAUCAAGCGGAAAGCUAUCUCCUCUCGCUCCUGGUUCACCUCCUCCUCGGCCACGCCGGGAAGUGCAGCCUGCAGCCUGCUCCACAAGCUCAGCCUGCAGGGCAAAGAAGCAGCGGUGGCCAAAGCCCUGAGCUCCUCGCCCAGCCCCCUGAUCUGCAAACGCUCGGGAGGACCGGGAACCAAAAGUGAACCCUGCGCCACCAUCGCUCGCGGAAAGUCGCACCCCGAAAUCGGCACGUGCAACAGAGAGGAAGCGCCGAGUAUAGCACCGUCACAGGAGGGGGAGGAGCCAACGGAGACCAAUGACAGCGGCUUCAGAGAGACGCAUGUUAAAUCCUCAGAGGAAGCAGAUGAAGGACUGAGGAAGGAUUUUGGGAAGGAACGGGGUAAAAGUUUAGGAGCGCUCUCGUCUCUCGUGGUGGACUACAGCGAUUCAGACUCAGACCCUGGACCCUGAGGCCGGACCGCGAGGCCGGACUGUGAGGCUUUUCUGUUUUCAUGAAUGGAUGACAUCAUGUGUUAUUUAGUGAGAGUGAAACACAAACCGGAGACGCUUGUCCAGAAUCAGUGGCGGUUAACUCACCUGUCUCACAAUGGAAAUGUUUUAGUUUUCCUAAACAAAACGUGUGAAAUAGGAUUUAUGUUUAAGAAAGCAUUGUCAUGAAUGUGUUUCUACGAUGACAGCUUGACUGUAAAUAUGUUUCAAAAUCUUUAAUGUGUUGAAUCUGCAGACAUUACAGCUUCAAGUGUUUGGUUGUUUAGAUUCUUUGAUCACCACGUGUGUUCAAUAAAGAAUAGUGUUGAACUGUUUGAGUUCAGUUUGUUUCCUGAACAUUACUUUUUACUUUCAAUAAUGAAACACUGAGAAGUGAUGACAGUAUAUCCAAUAAACCAGAAACAGUCACCAAAACAUUUAGAUUUACAGUCACAGUUCUGCUUUUCUGUCAUCAUUGCUUUUAAUCAGAUUUGAGAUAAGUAAAUGUCGGAAUAGUUUGACCUAGUUUCUCAUUUUCAGAUACUAAUAAAUUAUUUUGAGAGGCUAUGGCGUUAUUUUAACGAUACUUUAUCAUAUUCAACUUUAACUUCCAGACACACGAGUCCAUAUGAAAAAAUACAACAAAAACAAUACGAAACGACGCCAUGACGCUGGUAUAAUCAUUGCAGUUCAAACAUACAGAAGUUUGUUCCAAUGUUUCCAAAAUCAAGAAGAAUGAUUUACAAGAUACUUUUUGUCCUCA
This is a messenger RNA of Anarrhichthys ocellatus (wolf-eel), 2128 nucleotides long. It is a transcript of the gene yju2b, whose product is annotated as YJU2 splicing factor homolog B. Gene Ontology annotation, biological process: mRNA splicing, via spliceosome. The transcript is spliced from 10 exons. The record is from RefSeq and is a predicted model, not a curated record. The coding region runs from base 160 to 1347 and encodes 395 amino acids. Lineage: Eukaryota; Metazoa; Chordata; Actinopteri; Perciformes; Anarhichadidae. Gene Ontology annotation, cellular component: post-mRNA release spliceosomal complex; U2-type spliceosomal complex.